Scophthalmus maximus (turbot) is the source of this 906-nucleotide messenger RNA. RefSeq lists its product as uncharacterized. NCBI's taxonomy places the organism in Eukaryota, Metazoa, Chordata, Actinopteri, Pleuronectiformes, Scophthalmidae. The coding region runs from base 1 to 213 and encodes 70 amino acids. The transcript has a single exon. The record is from RefSeq and is a predicted model, not a curated record.
AUGUUCUCCCUGUCCAUGAUGGUGGGACUGGUCCCGAUAGUUUCCCUGUUGGGGUUGUUCUACUCGGCGGCGGUGGACGAGAACUUCCCUCAGGGCUGCACCAGCAGCAGCAGCCUGUGCUUCUACAGCCUGCUGCUGCCGGUCACCAUCCCCGUCUACGUCUUCUUCCACCUCUGGAGCUGGAUUGGCAUCAAGCUCUUCAGACACAACUAGGUGACGAAGGACCCGUCUUUUAUUUAAACCAAAACAUGUAGUAAACCAAAAGGUGGCGGUGGAAGGUUGGACAUCACGUCAUUGUAUUACAAACACGACUACGGUGACGUUUAAUGGCAGGAACGGGAAUAUAACAAGCUUCAGCAAUACGUGUUGUGAUUGAGAGGAAAUUAUGGAAAUAAUUAUGCGUUCCAUUAUAACUCGGAGCUCGGAAUUACCGACCUCGGAGUCGGAAGUUGCAACUGGAACGAGUCGCAAUUCUGAUUUCCGAGGUAUAAUGGAACGCAGGGUAGGACACGAAACGUUUUAACACAUAGGUCAGUUUUCAGUGUAAACAUGGGCAGAUUUUUGGGCUGAAGAAAAUAACCAGCAAUACUAUAAAUAAAGAUUUGUUUUGAAUAGUGGAAAUAAUUUUGCUUAAAACACAGAAUAACAGCUGACGACUUCUCAUCCUGUUUUGUUUUUUUACAGUUAGAUCAUGAUGUUUGAGCCGAACUCAAAGCUUUAACUUUUUAACUGUAUUAUAUUUCUGUUGUGGCAAAUGACAUAUGACGCUGUUACAUGCCGCUAUGGUGGUGAAAUUAAUAAAGAUUAAUUAAGGAUUUACCAACUCCACUGUUAUAACUCAGCAGUUUUUUUGCAGAUUGUAGAACAUUGUAAACUGAUCCUGUACAAUAAAUACACUUAAAGCUA